UGUGGCAGUGGUAAGAUGCUAGGUUAUGACUGCACCGGAGUGUUCACUAUCAAGGGAAAAUUCCGGUCACGUAAUAUGCAAAUUGUCCUGUGGCAGUGGUGUAAUGCUAAGUCAUCACUGUCCCAGAGUGUGAUCGCGCAUCAGAAGUUCCACAACAUAGCUCUAGAUUUAUCAAGCGAGGACAGCGGUGUGUGUAUGCAGAAAAGUUUGUGUCUUGGAGUCAGUGUAACCAUGCCUGUUUUUCUUCUGUUCACGAAUCUGCCAGCAAGUGCCAUCCCAAAGGGGUUUCUGUUGGAAACCACAAAAAUGAUCUCCAAAACCCUUCGGAAACCGGAAGAGCGUAUUGCAGUGUUGAUUCAUCCAGAUCAGAUGAUGAGCCACGGGGGUACGACUGAUCUCUGUGCCAACUCCGAGCUGCAAGGUAUCACGAACAUGGGGAAUAAGGAAAACAUUCAGAUGUCCAAAGACAUUUCAGAAUUCCUGCAACAAAAGCUUGGUAUUGACCCUAAAAGAAACUACAUCAAAUUCACCAGGAAUCAAGCAUUUGAAGUUGGGUAUAAGGGGACAACGUUUGAAGUACUGUGGAAAUGAAACAGUUUGGGAAAAUAUUAGCUUCAAAACCAACCAAUCAACUCAUGAUGAUCCAUAGAAUCAGUGGCGAAGACGCAUGAGCAGCAUCUAUGUCACAUGGCGGGGGUGUAACAGUUCAAUACACGCCAAUGAGAAGCUUUAAGAACCCAUCACUGCAAUAAGUAAUAUGACAUCUGUUGUUGAGAUGUACCAGGUGGAGCAGGUGUG
Molecule: messenger RNA, 798 nt
Organism: Haliotis rufescens (red abalone)
Lineage: Eukaryota; Metazoa; Mollusca; Gastropoda; Lepetellida; Haliotidae
Product: macrophage migration inhibitory factor-like
Exons: 3
Coding region: 16-591 (191 amino acids)
Molecular function (GO): phenylpyruvate tautomerase activity
Source: RefSeq, a predicted model, not a curated record